This is a messenger RNA of Penicillium macrosclerotiorum, 2565 nucleotides long. RefSeq names its product putative APSES transcription factor (MbpA). Bases 1 to 2565 code for a protein of 854 amino acids. The transcript has 3 exons. NCBI's taxonomy places the organism in Eukaryota, Fungi, Ascomycota, Eurotiomycetes, Eurotiales, Aspergillaceae. Gene Ontology annotation, molecular function: transcription coactivator activity; DNA binding; protein binding. The record is from RefSeq and is a predicted model, not a curated record. Gene Ontology annotation, cellular component: MBF transcription complex; SBF transcription complex.
AUGUCAUACUCGCAAAGCAGCACAGGAUCAGUAAACGGUUUGGCUUAUAACAUCCUCAACGCCUCCCAAUCCCUCUCGUCCACCCCUCGCGCUACUCCUCCGCCCCCAAAAGGCUCACAAAUGUCCUCCUUUGGCAUGUCCAACGGUGCCUCACGAGGUAGCUUUAAUGGUUAUGACGGAUCAAAUGACUAUGGCUCGGCGAUCUCGUAUCAGGAGCCGCAGAUCUAUCGCGCCGUCUAUUCUAACGUCUCUGUCUAUGAAAUGGAGGUCAAUGGUGUUGCAGUUAUGAAACGUCGAUCUGACUCCUGGCUAAAUGCAACCCAAAUCCUGAAAGUCGCCGGCGUUGUCAAAGCCAGACGUACGAAAACCCUCGAGAAGGAAAUUGCUGCUGGAGAGCAUGAGAAGGUGCAAGGUGGCUAUGGAAAAUACCAGGGAACGUGGGUAAACUACCAAAGAGGUGUUGAAUUAUGUCGAGAAUACCGGGUCGAGGAACUAUUGCGUCCACUAUUAGAGUAUGACAUGAGUCCUGACGGGUCUGGUGGUCCCUCUCAGGGAACCCUUGAUACACCUACGAAAGAACAGGCAAUGGCUGCACAGCGCAAGCGACUAUACAGCGGCGCCGAGAACCGCAGCAUGUCCCAGCCACAACAAGGGACUUUCUUUCAGAACAUCUCACGUACAGCGGCAACAGCCGUCAAUGCCAUCAGCAAAGCUCGCUUUGAUUCUCCUAGCUCAAAUAGCCGGCGACCCAGCAUGAUUCGCAAACCAUCGCAGAUGAGCAGCCAGGAAUCCCAAAUGGCAUUCAGCAGCCAGCAAAGCAUGUAUAACAUGUCUGAUAGCGGGUUUAGCAGCCUGCAGAACCGGUAUCAGGUACAUGAUGACCACGAGGACUUCGCAGAACCCCCACGCAAACGUGUUCGCUCUUCAUCACAUCAUGCUCCACUAAUUGGCCUGCCUCGAGAGCCGUCCAACUUAUCCAUGCACGAACCAACUCCAACCGAGCCUAACGAUUCUUUCUAUCAAGACUUUGACCUUCCUCCUCCCCCUAUGGAUGAUGGCCAAAAGCGAGGAGUUGAAGCUGUGGCGCCUGCCUCGGAUCCAGAGGGGUUCCAGAAGCAAAAAUUGAUCAUGACUCUCUUCCUUGACAAACGAAUUAAGGACUUUUCGAGCCAUCCUGCACUUAUACAACUUUCUGGCGAGGACCUUGAGCUUCCCCUCGACGAAUAUCGAAAUAAUGCUCUUCACUGGGCUGCAAUGCUUGCCCGUAUGCCUCUUGUGAAUGCCCUUGUGGCAAAAGGAGCAAGUAUAUCCCGUGUGAAUGCGGCUGGCGAGACUGCUCUUCAAAAAUCAGUGGGAACUCGGAACAACCUCGACUAUCGAAGCUUUCCUCGUUUGCUUCAAGCGCUUGCCCCAACCAUUGACAUGGUAGAUUACAGUGGCCGAACCAUCCUCCACCAUAUUGCUGUCAUGGCAGCAACUGGCGGCGGCGGACAUGUCUCUGCUAAGCACUACCUGGAAUCUUUGUUGGAAUUUAUUGUCCGACAUGGUGGAGCUACCCUGAACACAAACGGCGAUCGCGUGCAGAAUGGAUCGCAAGGCGGCGAGGUCAUCUCCCUAGGACGUUUUAUAUCUGAGAUUGUCAACCUACGCGACGAGCAGGGUGAUACCGCAUUAAAUCUUGCAGGGCGUGCGCGGUCUGUUCUUGUUCCACAACUUCUAGAAGUUGGAGCCGAUCCCCAUAUUCCUAAUCACACGGGUCUCCGGCCUGCUGAUUAUGGAGUUGGUGUGGAUAUGGUAGACGGGAAUUCACAAUCACAACAAUCUGGUGGUCGAAAUGAUACUUUUAUUGAUCAACUGGCAAAGUCGAAGAAGGAAGUCCUUGAUGCGGCUAUGUCUCAAAUCAGCGCUCUGGUCGAGGAGGCCUUGGGAGGUAUUGACCGUGAUCUUGCGUCGAGCCUCACACAGAAGCAAGAGAAAUUCGACCAUUGGCACUCUAAGAUUCGCGAGUCCGCAAAGGCUCGCCAGAUUGAGCAAAAGCAGUUAGACGAAUUAAAACUCAAGGCUUCCGAGCGAGUGGAACUUGACCGUCGCAUCAAGAACAUGGAACGUUCUUCCGAUGUUUUGCUGACUACAUUGAAAAACUCGAAAGGAUUUGACACCUCUCAUAUUGCUGUUGUUGGCGAUGCAGAUCAUGAUGCCGGAGUGGAUAUUGUAGCCUUUGAAGCCCUAUUUCCCGAGAAUUUCGACCCUUCAUCCGGAUUCUCUGAUCAACAAAUCGCUUUCUUGGGUACAAUUUCAGCUCCAGACUCUCUGAAGCAUAGGCUUCAGUGCUAUGAACAAUUCAACCUCGGCAUCACAGCUGAUGUUGACAGUCUGAAAGCCAAGAAUGCCGUUCUGGGUCAAAACUACCGUCGCAUGGUGAUGGCUUGUACCGGAUGGAGCGCAGAGCAAGUUGAUGAGGCCGCAGAAGGUCUAACCCAGUGUGUCAAAGACCUGAACGAUAAUCCUGUGCCGGAAGAUGAAGCUAUCGAGAUUCUGAUGCGGGAUCGCGGGCAGGACUGGUAG